AUGGGGAAUGAAGAUAAGAUCCAUCUUUGCCUGUUCAAGGAUGCCUUAAUUUCUUCUAGUUACACUGGAAGUGUGUCCCUCUCACUCAGAAAGGCAUGUGCCCUGCGCCUAAGUGAAUCGGUCAAGCGGAGUAACAUGAGCCUAACUGGAAGGCGUGAUUCUACCGGUCUCCCCAUUACUGUCCAGCAAAAGAAGUGUAGCAAUCCAGUUGCUGAAAGCGUGAUGAACACCAUAUAUGGAACAGGCAUAAACGAGUUUGGGAACAAAGUUGAUGUUACAGAUGCCAAUGGCAUGAAGCCACACAACGUCAUACCAUGCCGAACAAUACUGGCAUAA
Molecule: messenger RNA, 336 nt
Organism: Ilex paraguariensis (yerba mate)
Lineage: Eukaryota; Viridiplantae; Streptophyta; Magnoliopsida; Aquifoliales; Aquifoliaceae
Source: the annotation of a GenBank genome assembly